This is a messenger RNA of Bombyx mandarina (wild silkworm), 803 nucleotides long. Its product is annotated as EEF1A lysine methyltransferase 2. The record is from RefSeq and is a predicted model, not a curated record. Lineage: Eukaryota; Metazoa; Arthropoda; Insecta; Lepidoptera; Bombycidae. Gene Ontology annotation, cellular component: cytoplasm. Gene Ontology annotation, molecular function: protein-lysine N-methyltransferase activity.
ACAAACUGUAAACGUAACCUAUAAUUUAAUACUGUUUUCAUAUAAAUCGUAAAGCAAUUCCGAAUUAUAUCUUACGUAUACGUAACAAUUUAUGUUCUGUUUAAAACGGUGUAAAAGAUUCUGUUUCAUUACAAAAUCAAACUUUAGUCGAAAUAAUGGAUGAAACGGAAUUAGACCCGUCCGUAUUAGGAACUCGUGAGUACUGGAAAGAGGCUUACGCUAAAGAAAUUCGGAAUUUCGAUGAGUUUGGUGAUACCGGAGACGUUUGGUUCGGUGAAGACAGUGCCCUCCGAGUAAUAAGGUGGAUCUGCGACUGCGGGGUGGACAGAAACAGUCCCAUCAUCGACUUAGGCUGUGGAAACGGUUACACACUAUCUGAAUUAGCAAAAGAAGGAUUCACAAACCUACUCGGAGUGGAUUACUGCGAGGCUGCCAUUACUUUAGCCCGAAAAGUUGCCAAACAGAAUUAUCCCUUCAUCAACUAUAAGUUAUUCGACAUAACAACGGACGAUGUAAUAGCGUUGGGCCAAUAUGCCAUAGUGCAUGACAAGGGCACAUACGAUGCUAUAGGCCUGAAUCCCAUAGACCCUAAAGCCUGCCGAGAGAAAUACAUCGAACAAAUUCAUAGACUGCUCCUCGAUGAGGGUAUUUUCAUAAUAACAUCGUGCAAUUGGACCGAAGAGGAAUUAGUUAAACAUUUUUCCGAGAAAAUGAAAUUGAAAUGCGUACUGCCGACUCCGCAGUUCCGUUUUGGCGGGAAAGUCGGAAGCGUUGUGUCGUCUGUGGUGUUUUGUAAAAAAUAA